AUGGCGCCACCUAGCGCUAAUGGGAACCUGGUAAUUUCAGAGGCUAGUAUGAAUGGUAAUGGAUCUUUAAAUGUAGAAUCAUUGCAAUUGGAAACUUUGUUAUUACGAGACGACGAUAUAUUUCAAUCAACCUUCAAUUCCGAAGAUUACAUGGAAAGCUUGGCUCCAGUCAUAAAAAAUGCGAUAAAGACAAAUGGAUUAUCAGAAUUGAUUCGUAAAUUAAAUGAUGUUGUAAAAGAUAAAGAUGAAGAAUUAAACGAAAUAUCAUUAGAUUCAACGCAGGACAUUGACUCAUGUAUAAAUAAUAUUGAUGAGAUACACGAAGAGUCGUAUGAUUUGAACAGGUAUCUUCAGCAGGUUAGCCAAGCUCUUAAUAAAUCUGUGUAUGAACUCAUAACAAGCAAAAAAAACUUAAUUAAACAUAAGGAAGUCACUAAUAAGAUUAAUGAAACAAUCGACACACUAAAUUUAUGUACUCAAGUUCUAGAGAUAACAAACAAGAUUCACGAAUUAAUCAAACAAAAAAAGUACUUCAGUGCAUUAAAGUUAAUAGACGAAUUGACUAGCAUACAUCUUCCAAAGGUUGACAAUUUCAGCUUUGCCGUGAAGAUUUAUGAUUCUAUUCCACAUUUGACAAAGAUGAUUAAAGAUGAAGCUUUCGAAAAUUUAUGUAAGUGGUUAUCCCUGAACUUAGAACGUAAGUUAUUGGCAAUAGGUGAAGUAGUUUGGGAGAACUUGUAUCAGUUACAAGAAAGAUGGGAUCUGAUGAGAAAGAAAAAUUCUACCCUUGCUCCGUAUAAAGUGAACUCUCCAAUUGAACUUUCAAUGAGAGAACCUGGCUUGAAUUAUGUAUUAUUUGAGGACGAAAACUUACAGCUCAGCUUGUCGACAGUUUAUGAUGCCAUCUUAGUUUACCAAACUAUGAAGGAAAUCGAGAUUUUGUCGAAUUUGUACCAUAAAGAAUGGCUAAAGAAAUACAAUCGGAUUAUUUAUCCCAUAACUCUGGCAGCUACUCAAUUUGUAGCUGAUUUUCCAAACAUGGUAGCACUCAAUGAAUAUUUAAGGAGAAUAAGUGCUUUCUUUCUUAUGGAUAAGGAAAUCAAUUUGUCAACCAGAUACCAAUUACGAUCGAAUGAUAAUUCAAAUGAUCUAUGGGAAUCAUAUAUCACCAAAUUGAAGCCAACGUUACUAAAUUAUUUGAAAACACAUAAACUAAGCAUCGAAGAAUUAACGGAAUUCAAAGACAUCGUUGGAAACUUUGUACUAGUAAUGGAAAGUAAAAACUACAGGAUAAUUGAUAUUUAUGAAGUUUUGAUUGUAAUUUUUCGGGAUUAUUUUGCUCCUGCGCUUGUUCUUGAGUUUAGACAAGACUUUAUUGAAUCGAUGCAAUCAGACCACUACAUGCCUCUUGUGGUAACCGAUAAAACAGACUACGACAAUAUCAUUAGGGUAUGCUGGUAUCCAGAAGACGCUCCUUUUGCACCCAAAAAUGUACGUUCUAUGCCUAUCAGUUUUCCAUUCAGCGAAGACUACGUUCAUUAUUGUCUUGGUAUUAGAUCUUUAUUGGAAGACGUUUUACAAUUCGUAAGUCAGCAUUACAGUUAUGAGUUGAGCGGGUUAAGCUCUAUUAUUAUUAAUAAUAUAUUUGAACGAAUGCUUGGUGACGAGAAAGGCGUUGGUAUUAGUCAUGACAUACGGGAUUUUAUUGAAAAGAACUCAAACAACAAAGAGAUCACGGCCCAAAGUUACACCAACUUAGAGUACUAUGUCUUCAGUCUUUAUAGAAUAGGUGAAUUGAUAAAUCAUCGCUUGAGGAAGCAAAUGGGUGUUGGAAUAAUUAAUCAUGACUAUGUGUUUACUUUACGGGCAGUAGAACACUUCAAUAAUGUCAAAAAAUUUUCUGAAGCAGCAGUUUUCAAAAUGGUUGAUGUCAAGAUUAGAGAGUUACUUGAAACAGUUGAAUACGAAAAUUGGGAACCUGAGCAUAGGAACAAAGAGGCCAACUACUCAAUCAAAGAUUUUGCUUUAUUUUUGGAAAAUUUAUUCACAUCUAUUUUCUCAAACUUGCCAAGUUCCGUGAGGACCCUUGGUUUGUUUAGAACAUAUGACUUCGUUGCAGAACAUUUCUUAGAAAUCCUUAAAAAUGCAGACAGGUACAACAGGGUUGCAAUAGAAAAUUUCAAUUUGGACAUAAAGCAUUUGGAAAAAUCGAUGGCCGAACUUCAUUCAUUGGAAUCAGGAGGGUCAUCAGGACAAAACGUUGCUCUUGAAACUACAUUUACUGAAUUGAGACAAUGUAUUGACUUAUUACUAUUGGAUAAUUAUGAGGAUUUCAAGAACCCAAGUUAUAGGAUGAGACACUUUGAUAGAUUAAAAUAUGAAGAUGGCUUGAAUCUAAUCUCUAAGAUGCAUGAUGAAAGCGAAAAGGAUGAUUCUUCGAUAUACGAGGAAAAUAUGAAUACUUCUGCUCAAAGUUUGGAACUGCAAUCAGCUCUUUCCAAUUCUGCGGCUAUGAAGUUUGCAAAAUUCAGUAGCCGUUUCAAGAAAAAUAAUAAUCUUGAGUAA
Priceomyces carsonii is the source of this 2565-nucleotide messenger RNA. RefSeq names its product Rab GTPase-binding exocyst subunit (gene SEC15). Gene Ontology annotation, cellular component: membrane; exocyst. The transcript has a single exon. Bases 1 to 2565 code for a protein of 854 amino acids. Gene Ontology annotation, biological process: Golgi to plasma membrane transport; exocytosis; intracellular protein transport. Lineage: Eukaryota; Fungi; Ascomycota; Pichiomycetes; Serinales; Debaryomycetaceae. The record is from RefSeq and is a predicted model, not a curated record.